UUGGCCGUUCAGGCGUGCUAGCGCCGACGAUCUAGAGCCGCGGCCUGUCAGAGACCCGCCACCCCUGCCAAGAACCCCGGCAAUUUUUCUUGCCGUUCUGAUCCGAGUCGAACGAUGCGUAAAGGAUCUAAUCUGAUAAACGAGAUGGCAAAUUACGGGCCACCUUCAAACAAACAUCCUCGCUGCUGUCGCCCUUCUUCCAAGUUCUCGCACACCAACAUCGACGCCCACAUUGAGCCAUGGAUGUCGCACUAGAACUCCUCGACCCCCUCGUCUUCGACAAGGCCUACGCUUGGGCUUUGCCGCACCCAGGAGCCAGCUUCAGCAACAAUUCCUCGGACGCGACAAACCUCCUGACAGCGGGUGCGGCGCCUCUCUCCCUUUGGGACCGCAACAACAUUUAUCGCCAAUGCAUCUCAAUUCUUCUCAUCACGCAAUUCGGGGCCUCUGCGCUCUACUUCUUCUUCAGUGCACUUUCGUAUUACUUCGUUUUUGAUCGACGCCUGGAGUAUCACCCGAGGUUCCUCAAGAACCAAGUGCGCCAGGAGAUCAAGUCAUCCAUGACCGCCGUGCCAUUCAUCAAUCUCUUGACCCUUCCCUGGUUUUUGGCUGAAGUUCGUGGACACAGCUUGCUGUACGGCGAUGUCGAGUCGUACGGCUGGGCCUGGCUUGGUGUUUCGUCGCUCCUGUACAUGGCUUUUAACGAUGUUGCCAUCUAUUGGAUUCAUCGCCUGGAACACCACCCCAGUGUUUACAAGUACAUCCACAAGCCACAUCACAAGUGGAUCGUUCCUACACCUUGGGCUGCAUUAGCAUUCCACCCGCUCGAUGGCUACGUACAGUCGCUGCCAUACCAUGCUUUCGUGUUCUUCUGCCCCAUGAACCGGUAUCUUUAUAUGGUGCUCUUUGUCGCGGUACAGAUUUGGACCAUCUUUAUUCACGAUGGCGACAUGAUCUCCGGUCACUGGACGGAGAAAUUCAUUAACAGUCCUGCUCACCACACACUGCACCACAUGUACUUCACUGUCAACUACGGACAGUAUUUCACCUGGUGUGACAACUACUUCGACUCCCAUAGGGCACCCUGCCCCGAGCUCGACCCCAUCCACGACGCUCUCAAGGUUAUGAGGGCAAAGGGUCUUGUCGAUGAGGCAGGCAACCCGAUCACGAAACCGAAAGAGGAGUGAGAUGUGCGAAGCACGAUGAAUUGCAGCAUUCUGUUGCGCGGAGCGGGUUCUCUUAGCAUUGGGGGCGUCAUUAGAUUUCAACGAUCGUUACGAUCGCCAUGCAUAUUCCGUACAUAAUGUUAAUACCAUAACCAACCCUUGAACGAGGUUCGGGUAUUUCGCAGGUUCUAUGAUAUAUGAUGGAUGGAGGAUGUAAGCCAAGUCCACCACGCGAUAACCAUGUUAGGCAACAAUGUAAAAGCCUUUUGUAGAAUGCCUUCGCCUACAUCACAGGAUGCC
Boeremia exigua is the source of this 1466-nucleotide messenger RNA. Its product is annotated as putative sterol desaturase. NCBI's taxonomy places the organism in Eukaryota, Fungi, Ascomycota, Dothideomycetes, Pleosporales, Didymellaceae. Gene Ontology annotation, biological process: lipid biosynthetic process. The record is from RefSeq and is a predicted model, not a curated record. The transcript is spliced from 3 exons. The coding region runs from base 240 to 1187 and encodes 315 amino acids. Gene Ontology annotation, molecular function: iron ion binding; oxidoreductase activity.